Mus musculus (house mouse) is the source of this 7172-nucleotide messenger RNA. It is a transcript of the gene Musk, whose product is annotated as muscle, skeletal, receptor tyrosine kinase. The record is from RefSeq and is a predicted model, not a curated record. The transcript has 17 exons. Gene Ontology annotation, molecular function: protein tyrosine kinase activity; protein kinase activity; transmembrane receptor protein tyrosine kinase activity. NCBI's taxonomy places the organism in Eukaryota, Metazoa, Chordata, Mammalia, Rodentia, Muridae. Gene Ontology annotation, cellular component: plasma membrane; signaling receptor complex; postsynaptic membrane. Gene Ontology annotation, biological process: regulation of synaptic assembly at neuromuscular junction; neuromuscular junction development; signal transduction. The coding region runs from base 371 to 3037 and encodes 888 amino acids.
AGGAACGCUGGAGCUCAGGGAAAGCAAUGAUGGCCGAGAAAGGCAUCUGGUAUUGUCCUUCUGCCACCGUCUUAAAAGGGAUUCUGAAGGGAUUUUCUUUCCCUUGUUCCUCCAGCCCUCCACUUGCAUUACUGGCCUGAGUGAGUUCUCCCCAGCUGGCCACGUCCAUCAUUACAGCCAGGUUUGAGGAUUCCUGAUUCUACUUAGAGCCGGUGGCGCUGCAGACACAAACAGUCCUUAGCGGACAACUCUAUUGUAACAAACCAUGCUUUAAAAUGUAAACCCGGGAGCGUGUUUUUUGUUUUUUUUUUUUUUUUUUUUUUCCUCACGUUGUCCAGAAGCAACCUUUCUUCCUGAGCCUGGAUUAAUCAUGAGAGAGCUUGUCAACAUUCCACUGUUACAGAUGCUCACCCUGGUUGCCUUCAGCGGGACUGAGAAACUUCCAAAAGCCCCUGUCAUCACCACGCCUCUUGAAACUGUAGAUGCCUUGGUUGAAGAAGUAGCGACUUUCAUGUGUGCCGUGGAAUCCUACCCUCAGCCCGAGAUUUCUUGGACCAGAAAUAAAAUUCUCAUUAAGCUGUUUGACACCCGCUACAGCAUCCGGGAGAAUGGUCAGCUCCUCACCAUUCUGAGCGUGGAAGACAGUGAUGAUGGCAUCUACUGCUGCAUAGCCAACAAUGGAGUGGGAGGAGCCGUGGAGAGUUGUGGUGCCCUGCAAGUGAAGAUGAAACCUAAAAUAACUCGUCCUCCCAUUAAUGUAAAAAUAAUAGAGGGAUUGAAGGCAGUUCUGCCGUGCACUACGAUGGGUAACCCCAAACCAUCUGUGUCCUGGAUCAAGGGGGACAAUGCUCUCAGGGAAAAUUCCAGAAUCGCAGUUCUUGAAUCUGGGAGCUUAAGGAUCCAUAAUGUGCAAAAGGAAGAUGCAGGACAGUACCGCUGUGUGGCCAAAAACAGCCUGGGCACAGCUUACUCCAAACUGGUGAAGCUGGAAGUGGAGGCUCUUAAUAUGACAAAUGCCACAGAGAGAGAAGACAGAGAACCUGAGCAGGACGCUAAAGUUUUUGCAAGAAUCCUGCGUGCUCCUGAAUCCCACAAUGUCACCUUUGGUUCCUUUGUAACCCUACGCUGCACAGCAAUAGGCAUCCCUGUCCCCACCAUCAGCUGGAUUGAAAACGGAAAUGCUGUUUCUUCAGGUUCCAUUCAAGAGAGUGUGAAAGACCGAGUGAUUGACUCAAGACUCCAGCUCUUCAUCACAAAGCCAGGACUCUACACAUGCAUAGCUACCAAUAAGCACGGAGAAAAGUUCAGUACCGCAAAGGCUGCAGCCACUGUCAGCAUAGCAGAAUGGAGUAAGUCACAGAAAGACAGCCAAGGCUACUGUGCCCAGUACAGAGGGGAGGUGUGUGAUGCAGUCCUGGCGAAAGAUGCUCUUGUCUUCUUCAACACCUCCUACCGGGACCCCGAGGACGCCCAGGAGCUGCUGAUCCACACUGCGUGGAAUGAGCUGAAGGCUGUGAGUCCACUGUGCCGGCCAGCUGCUGAGGCUCUGCUGUGUAACCACCUCUUCCAAGAGUGCAGCCCUGGAGUGGUACCUACUCCCAUGCCCAUUUGCAGAGAGUACUGCCUGGCGGUAAAGGAGCUCUUCUGUGCAAAGGAAUGGCAGGCAAUGGAAGGAAAGGCCCACCGGGGCCUCUACAGAUCUGGGAUGCAUCUCCUUCCGGUACCAGAGUGCAGCAAGCUUCCCAGCAUGCACCGGGACCCCACAGCCUGCACAAGACUGCCAUAUUUAGAUUAUAAAAAAGAAAACAUAACAACAUUCCCGUCAAUAACGUCCUCCAGGCCGAGCGCGGACAUUCCAAACCUGCCUGCCUCCACCUCUUCCUUUGCCGUCUCGCCUGCGUACUCCAUGACCGUCAUCAUCUCCAUCGUGUCCAGCUUUGCCCUGUUUGCUCUUCUCACCAUCGCUACUCUCUAUUGCUGCCGAAGGAGGAAAGAAUGGAAAAAUAAGAAAAGAGAGUCGACCGCGGUGACCCUCACCACGUUGCCUUCCGAGCUCCUGCUGGAUAGGCUCCAUCCCAACCCCAUGUACCAGAGGAUGCCACUCCUUCUGAAUCCUAAGUUGCUCAGCCUGGAGUAUCCGAGGAAUAACAUUGAGUAUGUCCGAGACAUCGGAGAGGGGGCGUUUGGAAGAGUCUUCCAAGCAAGGGCCCCUGGCUUGCUGCCUUAUGAACCUUUCACUAUGGUGGCCGUGAAGAUGCUUAAGGAAGAGGCCUCUGCAGACAUGCAAGCGGACUUUCAGAGGGAGGCGGCCCUCAUGGCAGAGUUUGACAACCCCAACAUUGUGAAACUCUUAGGUGUGUGUGCCGUUGGGAAGCCGAUGUGUCUGCUCUUUGAAUAUAUGGCCUAUGGUGACCUCAAUGAGUUCCUCCGAAGUAUGUCCCCGCACACUGUUUGCAGCCUCAGCCACAGUGACCUGUCCACGAGGGCUCGGGUGUCUAGCCCUGGUCCUCCACCACUGUCCUGUGCAGAACAGCUCUGCAUUGCCAGGCAGGUGGCAGCUGGCAUGGCCUACCUUUCAGAGCGCAAGUUUGUCCACCGGGACUUAGCUACCAGGAACUGCCUGGUUGGGGAGACCAUGGUGGUGAAAAUUGCAGACUUUGGCCUCUCCAGGAACAUCUAUUCCGCAGACUACUACAAAGCUGAUGGAAAUGACGCCAUCCCUAUCCGCUGGAUGCCGCCCGAGUCUAUCUUCUACAACCGCUACACCACUGAGUCGGAUGUAUGGGCCUAUGGUGUGGUCCUCUGGGAGAUCUUCUCCUAUGGGCUGCAGCCCUACUAUGGAAUGGCCCACGAGGAGGUCAUUUACUAUGUGAGAGAUGGCAACAUCCUCGCCUGCCCUGAGAACUGCCCCUUGGAACUGUACAACCUCAUGCGCCUGUGUUGGAGCAAGCUGCCUGCUGAUAGACCCAGCUUCUGCAGUAUCCACAGGAUCCUGCAGCGCAUGUGCGAGAGAGCAGAGGGAACGGUGGGUGUCUAAAGUUGACCAUUCUCAAACAACACCCAGGAGGCUCUUUUCAGACUGUGAGCUGGAGGAACCCUACCGCAGAGGCCGUGUAAGACCAGAUAGGAGGAGUUUAACUCAGACAUCACGUGCCAGUUGAUUGUUUGCCAGGAGAAACAGAUGGUGAAUAUCCCACAGGGUUAAAGAGUCACAUCAAAAUAGGUUGGAGAUACAGGCUAGGAAAGAGGACAGCAGGUAGCUCCUCUCCCUCACAGGGACCGUUUCUAAUAUAUAUUGCAUAAUAAGAACAUCCCGGUUACGUUCCUACAUAAUCUCUCAGAGCGAGACUGCAGUGCUUAGGUUGAAUCCAAAACUGGAUGGGCAACUUCAUUUUUAACAGAAGACAUCCUGCCCAUUGCAAAAGCAAUGUGUCUUUGUGUAUAUUUAGGUAAAGGACUGAAAACUAAAGAUAGGAAUCCCUUCUUCCACCAGUCAAGACACGUGGCAGGGUCUUGCUGUUGUUUAGUUCUUCCUUGCACAGAAUAUGUAACGUUGUAUUUGCAUUCUGGAAUUGAGUAUCUAUUUUACUGAUAGACUUUUGAAGAAUAAAAAGUGGAAAGCCUGCAGGCUCUGUGCUGACUGCAAUUCCUGGCUCCGUUUCCUGGCUGUCCUCUAGAGGUCCUUCCUUGGUGUGCACACAUCAUGGAUGUGACUCACCUCAUUCCUCCUGUUGGUUUGGGUUUUUUUUUUUUUCCUAGAAAAAAAAUAUUUCAUAACGUAUCAGUUAGUCUACUUCUUUCUUUGAGAACUGUAUUGGCACAUCUUCAUUAAAAUAUGUUACAAAUACUUUUUUUUUUUUUACUUCUGUCAAGUAUCACCUUUUCCUUCUGUCAGCUCUUGAAUUUGCUGUACAGUAAUUCUGAUGCCACAGACCACUAACUAUUGUAAAGCAUGAGGUGUAAUGUUGGAUUGCAAGGAGCUCUGUGGCUCCAUGCUAUUUCACAAGGAAUGUUUUUGUGCAUUCUGAUGUGCUAUCUAUACAAGGCAUUUUUGAUUGAUUGGUCAUACGAUUAGCAGUGUGCGGCUUCGUAGCUUCUGCACAGUGAAUCCUGGACUCAGGUCCCCCAGUGCAUAAAUUUCUCAGUGAAGACCUCCCCAUACACAUAAGGACUCUAUGGACAUGAUUUAUAAUCCCUAUGUGGUUUUGAGCCUACACUGUAUGCCUUAUUUCCCUAAGGGUUUUCAAUGACUAGGAAGAAAGCCAAUUCUAGUAUUAACAAUUUAAGUCCAUCUAAACAUCCAAUAGAUGGCAUGGUUGUCUCAGCAUGAGUUCUAAUUGCAUUUUUAGUUAAAAUCAUUAAAUUAUUUCCUCAGUGAUUUUAUAAUCACUAAGUAUUAGACCAUUAGCUCGUUACAGUUUGCUAUAAUAUAAUAACAUAGGUCCAGUGUCAUUUUCUUCUCUGAACAAAUAUUUUUCACACUGUGGACUCGCUAUAGCAACAUAAAAGGAGAUGCAUGUUACCAAAUGCAGCACAGUAUCAGUAAGUCACAAGUAAGUCUAUGUCAGUGCCCAGAUGCCAAACACAGCAAGAAUACCAGGUCAUUUUGCACAUGAUUCUCAAACGCAUUCCCUAGUAUGUAUCGGAACCGAGCAGGAAAAAAAAAAUCAGCUUUCCAUCACUUCAUAGCUUAUUAUUAAUCUGUUAAUGUCAUUAGUCUAAAAGUUAACAUAAAUUCUGAAUAAUAUCAACUUUACAGAUAUCCCAUACGUUAAUUGAUCUUAGACUUUGAAUGUGUGAGGUUCUCCUAAUAUUUAUCAUCAUAAACAGUAUUUUGAUCACCCACAUUUGUACACAUCUCUAAAUAUCUCUAAAGAAGGAGAUGUAUGGACCACAAGGCAUGCACAAUAUUAAAACUUUUGUUAUGGGGGCAGAGAGAUGGCUCAGUGGUUAAAAGCACAUACUGCUCUCGCUAGGACUGGAGUUUGACUCUCACCACCCAUCUGACAGCCACCUGUAAUAUCAGGUCCCAGGGGAUCCAACGUUCCUGGCCUCCAAGGGCACCUGCAAGGGCACCUGCACUCAUGUGCACAUACCCAUACACAGAUACACAUACACACAUGCAUCAUUAAAAUAAUAAAAAUAAAACUUUUGUUACAUUGUCAUAGUCUCUCAGUCUCUAGAAAUGUUUCCAUAGUUCCGUAGACCAUGAUAACUUGUAAAAUUAAGCACUUGCUAUGAUAGAAAAUGAAUACUCUUGUAUCAGUUUUGUGUGGGUAUGUGUAUAUGCACACACACACACACACACACAGAGAGACUCACACAUGAUGCACAGUGUCAUAAUGCACAUGGAGAGAUCAGAGGACAACCUCUAGUGUUGGUUUUUGUCUUCUAUCUUGUUUGAGACAGUCUCUUGUUUUUGUUGCUGUGUGUGCUAGCCUAGCUGACUUCAGAGUGCCUGGGCAUUCUCCUGUCUCCUCCUCCAUGUUGCUGUAGAAGCUUGGAGACUAUUUACAGCAUCAGGCUUGAUGUGGGUUCUGGAGACCUGAACUUGGGUCUUCACCCUUGUGUGGCAACAAGUUAACCCACCCAAUAUUCUCUGUCUUAGAUAAAAAAGAGAAUGCCAUUUUUAUUUUAUUUUUUUAAAUCACGUGUGAAAUUGAGCUAGGCAUGGCAGCACAAGCCUUUCGUCUCAACACUUGACAGCCUAGCCAGGAAAGAGCACAAAUUCCAGGCUAGCUAUGAUGGUACACUUAGCAAAACUCAGCAAAAGUGAAAAUUGAUGUUUUCUUUUUCUUAGAGCAUUUAUAAUUUUAUUUAAGUAGUUACUUACAUUCUAAUUGUAUUCAUUUUAGAAUUGAAAUAUAAGGUUUAUUUUAUAAAAACUGUAUUAGACUUCUGUUAUACUUUAAAUAAAAGAGAAAAUAGAUAUAUAUUUUACCUUAAAUGUUGCUUUCUUCUUGUAAAUGUAGUAAUUUCUUGUGAAAAGAAAAAAAUCACAAGCAAAGUACAUUAAUGGCAUACACUUCACAAUAAUAAUAAACCAUUGUAAGGAUGAAGAAACACCGGCUACUGCUUAUUAAUUUUAAUAUAGAAAAAUAUUCUUUCACCAUUUAUCAAUGCGUAGAUAGGGGAGGUAGACAUAUAAUAGAAGAUAGAUGAUAGAUAGAUAGAUAGAUAGAUAGAUAGAUAGAUAGAUAGAUAGAUAGAUAGAUGCAUACAGUUACAGAGUUAGGUGUAUAAAUGAUAAAUGAAAGCUAUAUAGAUAGGUCAGCAGAUGAUUGAUAGAUGAUAGAUACACAGACAGACAGGAAAUAAAUUAAAGCUAAACAGACAGAAUGAUUCUGCUAAACAGGUUUGAACUGCAUCCUUAUUAUCUAAUAUGGUCUAUAUCAACCCUAACGUAUUCGAUAUAAUACGAUUCAUGUACAAAUUACUUGUAAUGAUUGCAUAGUAUUUAUGAAUUUAUCAGUUUCAUAAUAUAGUAAUCCAUUGUUGGAAUUAGGCUUGUAUCUAUUUUUCAUAAUAAAAUAUAAUCUUUCAUAAUCUUUGUUGCUAGAUAUCGUGAGCAUUUUUCUUAAGUAAUUUCUUUAGAUAUCACUCCUAGAAGUGGAAUUUCUAGAUUAAAGGGUACUUGUACUUUAAUGAUUUUGAACAUAUUACACCUCUUGAUUAAUUUACUAAUGCAUCUAUCUUCCAGACAGAUGGCAGAGCCCAUUUCUUUUGGCCUCACCAAUACUAAGUGCAUUAGCAUUGUGACCACUGACCACAUGGUCGCCUAGAAUACUUCAUGCAGCUUGCACUUACAUCAUUUGAAUACUGUUUAUGUUAAAUAUCUCUCAGUGUUUGGGGGACAGCUAUGAUUUGUGAGAUACUAAUAUUUUUCUGUUGAGUGUAUCACUUGCUCAUUGCUUCAUGAAAGCACUUUAUAAAGCAUUAAAUUUUUUCUUACAUAUUUGAAAAAUUGCUAUCAUGUUAAAAUAUAUACACUAGAUUUCUGUGUUGUUGUUAUCAGUUCUUAUUCAUUGGAAAAUGAUGCUGAAUUUUUACACAUUCAAAUGACUAUUUUUCCCUAGUUGAUAUGUUAAUAAUGUACAACUGUAUAAAUUGACUUCCUAAUAUUGAAACAACCUUGUAUUCUGAGAAUAAACUCUCUUUGGAUUUCAAUCUUA